AUGGCCUAUUCGACUACUAACAAAAUAACUCUCAAUCAGAAGAAUUCAUUAUUUAAUAUUGAACUCUAUCAAUGUAAUACUAAGUUUAAUACGACUGCAACCGUUUCUAAUGAAGAGAUAAUGAAGAAUUUGAUCGAUUCAUGUAAAUUCAAUUGUUGCACAUCGAAUCAUUCGAAUAAAACAACAUCUUCCAACGUAUGCCAAGUUACUGUCCGAUCGUCUUCAAAUGUUUGUCUCGGUCGUUUGUGCUACUCAGGUCAAUGUGAACAGUAUAAAAUAUUAGCUAAUAUGCUCAAAAAUUCGAAACAAAUGAAUAAAACCUUGGCGAUCAAUGAGAUUCGUUCAUCAUUCGGUACGAUUUUCUGGUCGUCCAUAGUGAACUCAACCCAAAUCAAAUGGACAUCAUGGAUCGACCGAACAAGUGGAACAAUUCGCUAUACAAUUCUCAUUUCUCUGCUAAUUGUAGGUAUUUCUUUAACUUUUGCAACAAUGAUGUUGAUUUUGAAAUCCAUUCGACAAUCGGUUAUGAUUUCCGACCGAAGAGCGUACCGUUACACACUCCUAUCAUGA
Adineta ricciae is the source of this 570-nucleotide messenger RNA. Lineage: Eukaryota; Metazoa; Rotifera; Eurotatoria; Adinetida; Adinetidae. The record is from the annotation of a GenBank genome assembly.